Messenger RNA from Zea mays, 1989 nucleotides. RefSeq lists its product as uncharacterized. The transcript is spliced from 4 exons. NCBI's taxonomy places the organism in Eukaryota, Viridiplantae, Streptophyta, Magnoliopsida, Poales, Poaceae. The record is from RefSeq and is a predicted model, not a curated record. Gene Ontology annotation, biological process: DNA transposition. Gene Ontology annotation, molecular function: zinc ion binding; transposase activity; DNA binding. Bases 250 to 1779 code for a protein of 509 amino acids.
CAUCAGCGGAGAUCUCAUAUUAUUGGUCACCAACAGUUGGCUAGAUGGAUUACAGCUGGAAUGAUUCUAUGUACGGUUUUGACGAUGAGCUUCCGCCUAGCUUAGCAUUGGUAGUACAUCCUAGUGGUCGCCCAAAGGUUGGUAUUGACUGGGACGCACUUCAAAUUGUUGAGAGGCAAGAUGAGGAAGGUAGGAUAGAAAUUGUUGAUGAUGACAGAAUGUAUGAGUUGAUCGGUUUGAGAGCUGAGGAUGAGGAAGGCUGGUGAAGCUUUAAAGAUGCAAGAGGGUGAUGAUAAUUGGGUAUGGUUCAUGAGCCAACUGAAAAAGGCAAUAGGAGAUCUUCCAUUGCUUGCUGUAUGUACAGAUGCAUGCAAAGGGUUAGAAAAUGCAGUAAAACUUGUUUUCCCUCAGGCUGACCAAAGAGAAUGCUUUAGGCAUCUAAUGCAGAAUUUUGUUAAGAGGUUUGGAGGUGACAUAUUCUCUAAGAUGUACCCUACAGCUAGGGCAUAUAGGUCAGAAGUUUCACAAUUCUUUUACAAUCAAGUUGUGGAAGCUUCCCCAGAUGUAAAGAAAUGGCUAGAUACUUACCACAAGCUGAAAUGGAGGAGGAGUCAGUUUAAUCCUGCCAUCAAGUGUGAUUAUGUCACCAACAAUCUAGCUGAAGUCUUCAACAACUGGAUUAAAGAUUGGAAGGACCUUCCAGUUGUUGAGCUUGCAGACAAGUGUAGGGAGAUGAUAAUGGUGUUGUGGGAGAAAAGGAGAAGAAUUGGAGAUAAACUUAAUGGGAAGAUCUUACCUGCUGUUUUACAACAAUUGAAGGCAAGGACCAGAGGCCUAGGGCAUCUAUCAGUGACAAAGGCUGGUUUUUUCUCUGCACAGGUUGAGGACAACACAAACACUCACAACAGACAUGUAGUGAAGUCAUACUUGCAUGAGUGUACAUGCCUAGAGUGGCAGCACACCGGCAAACCUUGUCCACAUGCAUUGGCUUUGAUUACAGCACAGGAGAGUGUGGAUGUCGAAUUGGAAGAUUUUGUGCAUGAAUUCUACUCUGUACAAAGGUUCAAAAAUGCAUAUAAGAGAAUAAUUGAACCACUACCUGAUAAGUCUCAAUGGCCAACAGUGGAUCUGCCCUAUGCGGUUGCUGCACCACUUGACAAGAGAGGUAAAGGAAGGUAUAAGAAACUAAGAAUUAAGAGUUGUUUGGAAGGUGGGAAUAGCAAAGGGAAAAAAGUAGCUACAGAGAAAGGCAAGGAAGCUGACAAGAAUGCAGUACUAGAAGCUGACAUGGAGGGUUCAAACCAAUCUGAGAAGGGGAAAAGGAAGAUGAUUAGAGGCAAAAGAAAGUGCAAAAGAUGUGGAGAAUUAGGUCACAGUGAAACUAGCUACAAGUGCCCAUUGAACGGAACAAAGAAAAGGAAGAGAAAGCCUCGCAUGAAUAGAACAAAGUAUGGGGAUAAUGCCAAAAUCCCCAAAACUCGACUUCAACGAAGUGUCCAAGGUCAAGGUGCUGUCCAAGGUGAAGCUAAUGUCGAACUUGAAAGUGUUCAAGAUCAUGGUGUUGUCCAAACUGAAGCUGAUGUCCAACUCGAAGUUUCUCUUCCGGUUACACCAACAAGGGAGUCUAUUUUACAGGACAGCCCAAUCAGAGUCACUAGGAGUCGGCUUGCUAUGCUACUGGGAGAUGGACAGAUUGAUAUCCAGUCACCUCCCAAGACUACAACUCCUAAGAAGAUGCUAGUGAAGAAGCUCACACCAAGGAAGCUGAAGAAAAUGUGACAAGAUUGUAAUAACCUGCUGAUUUCUAUGUUAUCUAAGAUUUUAGUAAGCUAGUGUUAGAAGUGAACCUUGUUAUGCUAUCAGAUGAACUAUAUUUGGAUGGAUAUCGUAGUUAUUUUGAACCUUGUUAUGCUAUCAGAUAAAUUGUGUUCUUUCUGAAACUGUGUUCAUUCAGUUAAGAAUGGGAAACUGUGUUCUGAAUUUCUUAAA